Molecule: messenger RNA, 1200 nt
Organism: Nerophis lumbriciformis (worm pipefish)
Lineage: Eukaryota; Metazoa; Chordata; Actinopteri; Syngnathiformes; Syngnathidae
Source: RefSeq, a predicted model, not a curated record
AUGGCUCCCAAAAAAAGACCGGGUCCGUUGAAUAUAACGCCCAUUGGAGAAGGGCAGCCCACGUCAAACACCACUGAUGCUGCAUCUGAAGCAAACCUCGAGGCCUUACAAAAGAAGCUGGGAGAACUGGACCUGGAUGAGCAACAGAAAAUGCGACUGGAAGCCUUCCUCACCCAAAAAGCGCAGGUCGGGGAGCUCAAGGAUGAGGACUUUGAGCCUAUCUGCGAGCUUGGCGCCGGGAAUGGAGGAGUGGUCAACAAGGUCCGCCACAAGCCCUCAGGUCUAGUCAUGGCUCGCAAGUUGAUCCACUUGGAAAUCAAGCCGGCCAUCAGGAACCAGAUCAUUAGAGAGCUUCAGGUCCUGCAUAAAUGCAAUUCCCCGUACAUUGUGGGGUUCUAUGGCGCAUUCUACAGCGACGGCGAGAUUAGCAUCUGUAUGGAGCACAUGGAUGGUGGGUCAUUGGACCAGGUCCUGAAGGAAGCCAGGAGAAUUCCAGAAGAAGUCUUGGGCAAAGUUAGCAUAGCCGUGUUGAGAGGUUUGGCAUACCUGCGGGAAAAGCACCAGAUCAUGCACAGAGAUGUGAAGCCCUCCAACAUUCUGGUCAACUCUCGUGGGGAGAUCAAGCUUUGCGACUUUGGAGUUAGUGGCCAGCUCAUAGAUUCCAUGGCCAACUCCUUUGUUGGAACGCGUUCCUACAUGUCGCCGGAGAGACUGCAGGGCACCCACUACUCUGUUCAGUCGGAUGUAUGGAGCAUGGGGCUGUCACUGGUGGAGCUGGCCAUCGGUCGCUACCCCAUCCCCCCACCAGACUCCAAAGAACUGGAGGCUAUCUUUGGACGGCCUAUGCUGGACGGCUGUGAGGGAGAGCCUCACUGCAACGUGCAAAGGCCGCGACCACCAGGAAGGCCCGUGAGCGGGCAUGGGAUGGACUGCAGACCUGCGAUGGCCAUCUUUGAACUAUUGGACUACAUUGUUAAUGAGCCUCCUCCUAAACUGCCACAUGGUGUAUUUACAAAUGACUUCCAAGACUUUGUAACAAAAUGCUUGAUCAAAAAUCCAGCCGAAAGGGCUGAUCUGAAGAUGCUGAUCAGUCACAUAUUCAUCAAACGAUCCGAAGUGGAGGAAGUGAACUUUGCCGGCUGGUUAUGUAAAACCAUGAACCUCAAUCAGCCCAGCACCCCCACCCGCAGCACUGAGUGA